This is a messenger RNA of Oncorhynchus kisutch (coho salmon), 2266 nucleotides long. RefSeq names its product nucleolin. NCBI's taxonomy places the organism in Eukaryota, Metazoa, Chordata, Actinopteri, Salmoniformes, Salmonidae. Bases 658 to 1953 code for a protein of 431 amino acids. The transcript has 12 exons. Gene Ontology annotation, molecular function: RNA binding. The record is from RefSeq and is a predicted model, not a curated record.
AAACCAUAUCCGGGCGUUAGGUCAACUUGCAUGCCGGGAAAGAAAGUAUUUCAUCGCUGCUCACCACAUGUGAAUAGUCGUGUUCGCUGUACAGCAACGUUAGCAGAAAGAAAAGAAUACGCAGAAAACAUGGCAAAGUCAGGCAAAACUACCCAAUUAAAGACCUCUAAAAAGAGAAUCGGAAAGAUCAGCGAAGACAAUAACUCUGAGGUUCAGACUGAUUCUCCAGCAUCAACAGAGGAAGCUGCCACUACUCCACAGGUCAUCGUUUCCACAGAACCUGAAGAGAACAAGGUCAAAGAUGCCCCAGGUAGCAAAUGCUUUGAGGGGUGGUAAGAAGCCUAGACUGUAUAUCUGCGUAUGACAUCAAGUCCCAACAUGUAGCCUAAUUGGAAUGGUGAUAAUGUUCAUAUGAAAUUUCUUAAAUACAAAACACAAAAGAAACAAUAUGUUUUUAAAUUCAGUAGGUAUUUCCAAUGUCAAUUAAUAUUGUUUGUGUAGCUUCAGAAGCGGAACAGAUGGACACAACUGCUGAUGCGAAAAAGGUUCAAGUCCAGGGUGAGGUCAAAGAACAGAACGGAAUUGUAACCAAUAUUUGCCAGAUGUCACCCAUUAGUUGUUUUUCAUCAGGGUAUCUAUGGAAUAGUGUUUUAAUACAUGUCUGCAUUUCUCUCUCCAGCUGUUGCAGCAGCCCCAGUAAAGAGAAAAGCGGAAGCAGAGGAUGAGACUUCUCCAGCGAAGAAAACAAAGUGCAUUAAUGAUGGUUUUUGUCUUUUUGUUGGAAGCUUGAACACAUCCAAGACAGUGGAGGAAAUUAAUGAUGCCUUGGCAAACUUCUUCACAUCGCAUAGUCUGUUGUUUCAGGAUAUUCGAGUGGACAUUACAAAGAAAUUUGCAUAUGUCGACUUUGACACAGAGGAAAACUUGACAAAAGCCCUUGAGCUGAAUGGGGAGAAGAUCCUGGACCGAAAGAUGAGGCUAGGCAAGGCCAAGGUCAAAGACCCCACAGUAGAUGACAAAAAAGCUAAAGAUGCCAGGACCUUGUUUGUCAAGAAUAUUCCAUUUGCAGCAACAAAGGAGGACUUGAGGAAAGUCUUUGACACGGCUGUCGAAAUCAGGUUUCCUGGAGGCAUUGGCACCCCAAGCAAAGGAAUUGCCUACAUAGAGUUCGAAACGGAGGCCACUGCUGAGAAAGUGCUGGAGGAGAAGCAGGGGAUUGAUGUCCAAGGCCGUGUAAUCGUUAUUGACUUUUUGGGAGAAAAGAGCCUACAACAGAAAAUAAUCAAAGCUCCAGCUGAGGCCACACCAAAUAACGAAUUACUGGUGACCAACCUGGCUUACGCUGCAAAAGAGGAUGCCCUGAAGGAAAUCUUUCUCAAAGCAGUCAGUGUCAAGAUACCACAGAGCAAUGGUAAACCGAGAGGUCAUGCCUUCAUUCAGUUUGAAAGUGUGGAAGAUGCCAAAGAAGCCCUGGAAUCAUCGUUAAACAAAGAGAUUAGUGGAAGAGCCAUCAGAGUAGAGUUCAGCCAGAAGAGGCCAGAAGGUGACAAAGGGAACACUGUUCCUUCGAAGACGUUGAUGGUCAGGAAUCUUGCCAAGGAGACGAGUGAGGAGACUUUGAAAAGUGUCUUUGAAGGUGCCAUUGAAGCUCGAGUCACCAAAGACAAGUCGACUGGCAUAUCUAGAGGGUUUGGCUUUGUGGACUUUGAGAGCCCAGAGGUCUGUAAGGCUGUCAAGGAUGCCAUGGCAGACCUACAGAUUGAUGGGAGCAAGGUGACCCUGGUCUAUGCCAAACCACCGGGUGAAAGAGGAUCUCGUGGAGAAGGAGCGGGCUCGAACAUGCGUUACGGAGAGAAACCCGGGGCUAGAGGUGGCUCUGGAGGCAGGGGCAGAGGUAGAGGCUCCAGAGGUGGACGAGGAGGCAGAGGUAGUGGCGGCGCAAAGAGGACUUAAAAAAGAAAAGAAGUAAAGGAAGGCGCUUUUUAUUUUUUACAAUGGACUGCUGCAACAGCUCUAUUUCAACGUCUACAUUUCCUGACACGUUUGUGAUGGGCACCUAACGAUAAUCAGAAACAAACCAAUUUGUUUAGCGAUAUAUGUGAAAAGUUUCUACCACGUUGUUCAUACAUAAUGGUGAAAUGUCUGACACAUUGUACUGUACGUGUAACGUUUUUGUCUGUUUUACUUUAGUUUACCUUUUUAAUUGUUAAUUUCAUGUAAAGACUUUAUUGAAGGCUGGGCAAUUAAAAGGUCCCCAAAUUUCAGA